Cylindrotheca closterium is the source of this 660-nucleotide messenger RNA. NCBI's taxonomy places the organism in Eukaryota, Bacillariophyta, Bacillariophyceae, Bacillariales, Bacillariaceae. The record is from the annotation of a GenBank genome assembly.
AUGGCCACCAGCAACAAAAUAUCAGCCGAGACAUCGAAGAGAAUAUGCAAUCACAUGAACGAAGACCACGCAGCUACUGUUUACGCCAUGGCCAUUUCCACACUGCCCGUUAUGCAACAAUCGAAUGCUAACCUUAGUGUCUCCGAUGCUCGCAUGACGUCCAUUUCCUUGGCUUCCGCGACAAUCAAGUUUGUGACCUGUUCUGGUGACUUGUGCCAACAGAAGCAAGAGAUAAUACCUUUUGCUCCUCCGCUGAGUUCCGCCAAAGAAUCCCGCCCAAGACUAAUCGAGAUGCAUCAUCAAGUCUUGUUUCCGCGUCUACAUUGGUUCUAUUCGGAUUCAUUUUGUGCGCAAGUCAUGGUAUUGACUGGCUUAUUGAUUAUUGCACCAAUCAUGGCAUGGAAUGGUAGCUUGGGACAUUUCGUCAACUUGGACAAAAGAGAAUCGAUCGUUUACGGAUUGAGUGCAGUUUACUUCACGGCUCAUUUGGCGGAAGCAUUCUAUAGCAUAUACCUUUCGCAAUGGAAGCUUAAGCUUGGGCGGUUGUCAUCCUUUUGCUGGUUCCUAAUGAUUUUCUUGGCAGGCCUCCCCAUCACGAAGAAACUGGUAAAGCUGAACGAGGUUCAAGAAGAGGCCAGGCAAAAGGCGAAGAAAGGUUGA